UAUUUCUUUUCUUCUUUUUUUUUUCUCUUUCUUUCUUGCUUUCCCCUCCUCCAUUCCCCAAUUUACCCUCGUCGUCUUUCUCUCUGCCUCUCCUGUUUCUUAAUCUCCUUCUCUCGGUUGGUUUCCAUACUCCUUCCUCUUCUCUUAUCCUCCUCUUUCUUUUAUGCUCCUCUUUCUUGUGCUGUGCUUUUAAUGAUUCCCGCUCCGAUCGCAUUCCACUGACGGGGAGUCCCAAUCUUCCUAAAUCACCCGCUUUCGUCGCUCUUGAGCUCUGAGAUUUGGACGAGGAAGUGCGGUCAGGAUUUAUGUCCGUCUAUCAAUCCAGGGCUGAGAGGAUCCAGGGGCAGCUUAGGAAACCCGGUCGACCGGGCAGCUCCGGCCAGCAGAGGAGUUCCAUUGGCGGCGGGGGCGGCUGCGGCGACGGCGGCUCCGCCCCUCCUCCUAUCCCCAUCUCUGCAUCCCCUGCUACUCCUUCGUCAUUGUCGACGAACCGAAGCUUCAAGAAAUCUGGUAAUGGACACGGGGGUCAAUCUAGGAUAAAUCCCACAACCGCGAGUUCUGAAGCGAGUGGUGCUUCUCCGGCUAUUACUGUCCAUCGGGCUGUUCAGAAUGGUGCUCAGGCCCCGGCUCCCUCUCCUGGAUUUUCAGAUGCACCAGCCCCAGGCAGUGCAAAACCGAUGGAUGUGCUGACCCCCAGAAAUGCAUCCCGAGCUAUCCCAAAGGUGCCAUCUUCUCAGUCUGCUACUGGAGCUUCAAGUUCUUCAACGCCCUUGACACUUCCUAAAGGGGAUGCAUCUAAGACCUUUACUCUUCAGUUUGGCUCAAUAAAUCCUGGCAUCAUGAACGAAUUGCAGAUUCCUGCUCGGACAAGCUCAGCUCCGCCAAAUCUGGAUGAACAACAUGACCAGGCUCAUGCUGAGUCCUUUGGAGCUGCUCCAACAUUGCCUAUACCUUCUGUUCCAAUAGAGCAGCAACGACAACAAACUAAAAAGGUAGGUGGUGGUACUCAUCAGUCUAGCAAUCUGGAGCAACAUCCUGUAUCACAAGCAAAGAGAGAUACAAGCAUCCCAGUCCCAUCUGCCUCAGUUGUACCCCCACCAAAAUCACCUGUUCUUCCAGUUUCUGGGAUACCUUUGCCCAUGUCUAUGUCAUUUCAACCUCAACAACCACCAGUUCCUCCUCAACUUGGUGGCCCUAGCCCACAGAUGCUACCAGGUCUUGCAGCCAAUUCACUGCAAAUGACGAUGACAUUACCUGUGGCCAAUGUCCCCCAAGUUGCACAGCAAAUUUAUGUUCCUGGCAUCCAGCCUCAUUUUGUGCAACAACAGGCACUGAUGCAUCAGGGACAAGGUUUAGGGUUUCCCCCAUCAAUUGUUCAUCAAUUACCCCAACAAUUAGGAAACCUGGGAAUGGGCAUUACUUCACAAUUUCCUCAACAGCAGCCGGGUAAAUUUGGUGGCCUUCGUAGGACCACAGUGAAAAUAACUCAUCCAGAAACUCAUGAAGAGUUGAGGCUUGACAAAAAAACUGAUUCUUCCAAGGAUGGUGGUACCUCUGGGCAGAGGCCACUUCCUAAUGUAAUCCCACAAGCUCAGGCUAUUGCAACGUAUAAUGCUGCUCCUCAGAUGUAUUACCCCCAAAUACAGCAAAAUUCUUAUAGCCCUUCUACACUUAUUUUUACUACUACUGUUCCUCUGACCAGUGGGCAGGUGUCGAUGAGCUCACAAGCUGCAAGAUAUAGCUAUUCUGUCAGUCAAAGUGGGCAAAACUUGCCUGUCAUGCAGUCAACCAUGGUCAACAAUGUUCCAGUUGGCAAACCUUCACAUUCAUCCUCUCUGUGUUGCAUUACUAAAGGGAUAAACUCAGAAGAGAUACCAGUUUCCACCUCCCUCCCCACCACAGUUCAUGUAACUGUCAAACCAUCCAUUGGUUCAGAAGGUGAGAAAGUUGGGGCUUCCUUGUUGGCACCUCCAGUGGUAAUUAGCAUGCCUGUUAGCAAAGCCCCUAAGUCAGUAAAGACUGUGGCAGAUUCUACUCGUUCCUGUCAAAGAAACAAAGAGACAAGUCCAGAUGGACCUGCUUGGCAGCCUAAGUCAGGUUCCAAACUGUUAGCUGAUGUUUCAUUGCCUAUCGCAAACACAAGCUCUACUGCUGGUGCUUCUGUGCCCUCAACAAAGCCAUUGAUCUCUGAAUCACCAGCUGCUGACUCUGGCUUAAUUCCAUUUGGGCCUGAUGGCAGGAAAAGAGAACCUGUUGAAAGAUCUGAUUCUUUGAAGGAUACCCAGAAGAAGCAAAGUAAAAAGGAGCAUCUUCAGUUAGAUGCAUCUUCUCCUGAAGGAGCAAACCUGUCUUUGUUAAAAAUUACCAAGGGUAGAUUUGAGAGAGAACUUAUUUUUCAGGAAGGGCACACUAAAACUGAGAACACUGAAACUCCUUUAGCAUCUGAUCUGGCCGCUUCUUCGAUGUGGCCUUCCCUUAAAGCUGAAAACAGGAAUCUUUCAGGAGGAACAACUAAGCCAUGUGAAGGUAACUUAACGCCUGCUGCAUCUAGCUUAUCUGGAGCAAUAUUGGAGGAGGAAGCAUCCCAAGGUGCUUCACUAGGGCAUGCUGAUUCAUUUGGUUUGGCACCUGAUGGUGUUUCCAUCAUAGAGGAUUUUCCUUCUGAGACCACAAUUUCUUUGAGCCCUAUGGUGGAUGGAACACAUUUCAAAAGUUUGGAUACUAGCUUGAGUGUGGCAAACACAGCUUUGGAUGCUAGGAUAGACGAAAUGCUUGACGUAACAGAGCAUGGGAAAUCUGAUGUAUUUAAUGCUUCAUCGCGAGAUUCUAAUGAUGCUGAAGUACAUCCAUCUUCUACCAUCAGAAAUUCUUCUGAAUUUUCAUGUCAAUUUGUGUCAUUAAAAGAAGAUGAUGGGGUAAGAAAUUAUGAGAAAGUGACAUCUAGGGACUACAAUGCAGCGGACAACAAACCGUUGAAUAGCUUUGUUGAAGAUGUUGGUACCAGAGAGGAGAUAAAUAGGACAGUCAAUGUACAAAAUAGGCCUAUUGAUGCAGCUUUGGACUCAGCUGAUUCUGGAACUGCAUUUGUUAGUGAUGUUUCAUCUGCAAAUGACGGCAAAGAUAAGCUUGAUUUGUUUCCAACCACACGUGAAGUAAAAUAUAGCAAGGAUGUUGGUUUGACUGAUUCUGGUGUUAUGCCCAUUGAAUCGGUCCCUGUCCCUAAUUCAUCCCUUUCUGAGGUGGCACAGAAGCUGGGAUCUAAAGUUAUGGAAUUGCCUAGUGGACUGAUUUCUAUGGCAAGCAUGGGACAGAAGGAAAAAUCUUCCUUGGAAAGCUCAAUGCCUAAGAUUGUGGCUGGAAGAAAGAAGAAGAGAAGGGAAAUACUUUUGAGAGCAGAUGCUGCAGGGGCAUCUGACCUUUACAAUGCGUACAAGGGCCCAGGGGAAAAGAAUGUGAUUGUUAGUAACUCAGCAAGUAUAGAUAGCUCAACAGCUGACACAAUGGUUGCACAUGUAGAUUAUUCUAAAAAGGAUGUUGCUGCAAGUGAGGAAGAUGGGCAGAACAAAGCUGAAUUGGAUGACUGGGAAGAUGCAGCUGAUAUAUCCACUUCAAAACUGAAAACAUUAGAGCAUGGAAAGCCAGCUGAUGGAGCAGGGAAGCAAGAUGGUGAUGAUGGUUAUGAAGCCACUAGUCGAAAGAAAUAUUCGAGAGAUUUUCUAAUGACCUUUUCGCAGCUGUUUAUGGAGCUUCCUGUAGGUUUUGAGAUUGGUUCUGACAUAGCAGAUGCAUUGAUGAGCACUCCACUUGGGAAAUCACCGUGUCUAAGUCCUGGGAGGAUCAUAGACCGGCCAUCGGGUCCUCGGUCAGAGCGUCGUAUGGUUAGCAAUUUGGAUGAUGAAAAAUGGAGCAGAUCACCUGUGUCUUUUGGCCCUGGACGUGACCUUAGAUUGGACGCUGGGCAUGGAGCUGCAAUUGUUAGUCUUCGACCUGGGCAAGGUGCCAGUUAUGCAGUUCUGAGAAAUUCUCGUGCCCAGGCAUCCAAUCAAUUUGGAGGAGGUAUCCUGUCAGGACCAACACAACCCUUGACAUCUCAGGGAAGCAUGCCACGUGGAAGUCCUGAUGCGGACAAGUGGCAACGCGCAAAAGGUUUAAUACCCUCUCCUCAAGCACCUUUGCAGGUUAUGCACAAAGCUGAGAAAAAAUAUGAACUGGGCAAAUCUGUUGAUAAGGAAGAGGCAAAGCAAAGACAACUAAAAGCCAUCCUUAACAAGUUAACACCUCAAAAUUUUGAAAAACUCUUUGCCCAGGUCAAGGAGGUUAACAUUGACAAUGCAGUUACUCUUACUGGUGUGAUCUCACAGAUUUUUGACAAAGCUUUAAUGGAACCAACCUUCUGUGAAAUGUAUGCUAAUUUCUGUGUUCAUCUCGCCUGUGAACUACCGGGUUUCAAUGAAGACAAUGAAAAGAUCACUUUUAAAAGACUGCUCCUGAACAAAUGUCAAGAGGAAUUUGAAAGAGGGGAGAGAGAACAAGCUGAAGCUAACAAAGUUGAAGAGGAAGGUGAGAUCCAGCAGACCAAAGAGGAAAGGGAAGUGAAAAGGCUUCAGGCCCGCAGGCGCAUGCUGGGCAAUAUUAGGUUAAUUGGGGAAUUGUACAAAAAGAAGAUGUUGACUGAGAGAAUCAUGCAUGAGUGCAUCAAGAAGUUGUUGGGACAAUAUCAGAAUCCUGAUGAGGAAGAUCUUGAAGCUUUGUGCAAAUUGAUGAGUACAAUUGGGGAGAUGAUAGAUCACCCCAAAGCAAAGGAGCACAUGGAUGCAUACUUUGACAUGAUGACAAAGCUCUCAACAAAUCAAAAGCUAUCCUCACGUGUUAGAUUUAUGCUGAGAGAUGCAAUUGAUCUUAGGAAGAAUAAAUGGCAGCAGAGAAUGAAAGUCGAGGGGCCUAAGAAGAUUGAGGAGGUUCACAGAGAUGCAGCUCAAGAAAGGCAAUCCCAGUCAAGUAGGUUGGCUCGUGGUCCCAUCAAUAGUAAUGUCCCAAGACGAGGUCAAGCAGUUGAUUAUGGUCCCCGUGGUUCCAUGCCAUUAACUUCUCCAAACUCUCAGCAGGUUGGUGGUCCUCGUGGAUUGCCAUUUCAGUCCCAUGGGUACGGCAAACAGGAUGUGCGGGUGGAGGAUAGGCAUCAGUUUGAAACAAGAACAAUGUCACUUCCCCUGCAGCAAAGGUCUACUGAUGAUGAUUCUAUUACCCUUGGUCCUCAAGGGGGUCUUGCCAGGGGAAUGUCUACCAGAGGACACCCAUCAAUCUCUAAUGUUCCAGCUACUGAAACUUCUCUAGCUGUUGAACAUCGUAGAAUAACGUCGGGUCCAAAUGGUACUAGUUAUAUGGCAGAUAGGUUAUCUGGAGCAACAUCUGAUCAAUUAAACCUUCAAGUUCAUAGUAGUUACUACGGGGUCAGAGACUUUAAGAGUUCAGAUCAUACUUUUGAGAGAUCUGUUACGUCUAUCCUACCUUCUGGACGAACUCAUGGCACUUCAGGUGGCAGCCUAAACUCGGUUUCUGAAACAAGAACAAUAUCAGAAGAAGUUUUACGAGAAAAAUCAAUAUUGGCAAUUAGAGAGUUCUACAGUGCCGAGGAUGAGAAAGAGGUUGUGUUGUGCAUCAAGGAAUUAAAUGCUCCAAGUUUUCAUCCUUCUGUCAUCUCGUUAUGGGUCAUCGACUCCUUUGAAAGAAAAGAUGUGGAACGAGAUCUCCUAGCCGAGCUUAUUGUUAAGCUUUGCAAAUCAAGAGAUAGCUUCCUUAAUAAAGAUCAGCUACUCCAGGGGUUUGAAUCUGUUAUUUCUUCGUUGGAGGAUGCCGUAAAUGAUGCUCCAAAAGCACCUGAGUUUCUUGGUCGUAUUUUUGCUAAAGUUGUGAUGGAAGAUAUGGCCCCUUUGAGAGACAUAGGAAGAUUGCUAUGUGAAGGAGGCGAAGAAUCAGGCUGUCUAAGAGAGAGUGGGCUAGCGGCAGAUGUGCUCGGUAACAUUUUUGAGACCAUAAAACUAGAAAGAGGAGAUACUGUCUUGGAUGAGAUCCGGGCUAGCUCCAAUCUACCGUUGCAAGACUUUCGACCAACGCAUCCAAUAAAAUCAAAGUUGGAUGCAUUUUUUUGAUCGAGAGCACCGUAGUUAUGUUUAGGUUUUGUAGGGUGUUCCAUCCAGAGAAUUGCUCUCUCUCUCUCUCUCUCUCUCUCUCACUGCUUAUGGGUUCAUAUGAUAUAUUGGUUUCUAUUUAUCCAUGCCUUGUAGUUGCCCUUGGUUCAACGAGGUUGGCAUCAGGAUAUGAGAUGAACAAUUUAUUAUUAGUUGAUAUUGGUAGCCGGAAUCAUUGAGGUACGCUUUUUGACCUGUGGUGUAUAAAGAUUUUUUAGAAUCUUGAUUCUAAAGAAAUAACAUUCAGAAAAAUCUUAUUUUUCAA
This is a messenger RNA of Musa acuminata AAA Group (dessert banana), 6453 nucleotides long. RefSeq names its product eukaryotic translation initiation factor 4G. The coding region runs from base 306 to 6149 and encodes 1947 amino acids. NCBI's taxonomy places the organism in Eukaryota, Viridiplantae, Streptophyta, Magnoliopsida, Zingiberales, Musaceae. Gene Ontology annotation, cellular component: eukaryotic translation initiation factor 4F complex. The record is from RefSeq and is a predicted model, not a curated record. The transcript is spliced from 10 exons. Gene Ontology annotation, molecular function: translation initiation factor activity; mRNA binding; protein binding.